Messenger RNA from Sinocyclocheilus anshuiensis, 2103 nucleotides. It is a transcript of the gene qtrt2, whose product is annotated as queuine tRNA-ribosyltransferase accessory subunit 2. Bases 287 to 1534 code for a protein of 415 amino acids. NCBI's taxonomy places the organism in Eukaryota, Metazoa, Chordata, Actinopteri, Cypriniformes, Cyprinidae. The record is from RefSeq and is a predicted model, not a curated record. The transcript is spliced from 9 exons.
UUAUGACGUCGUAAAUGUGAGACCCGAGUCAAAGUGCUACGAACUAUUUCUGCGACCUGAAGUUACCACAUGUCCUACUUUCUGAGGCAGCUAAGAUUGAGAAGAUUUAUUAUCGAAUAUGGCUUUUUUUUUUAAUUCACUGCUAACAAGUUUUCGCGGCGUACUGUUCUCGUUGUGUAGUAAACUUUGCUUUCCGAUAUAAAGUAGGUAAAUUCAGGUGACGAGCUGUCAUUUCCUCUAGAUCUGAGAAACAUUCACAUUAGGAGGCUACAGCUCCACAAGUGGGAUGAAACUGGAACUGUCUCGAGUGGUACAGGGAUGUCGCCUGGGACUUUUGACUGGACUGGGAAAAUCAGGGCAGCAUUCACUGGAGGUGCCUGGCUGUCUCCUGUACACUCGCUGUGCAACUGUUCCUCAUCUGACCCAGGACACUUUACACACUUUGAGAGACCUGCCAUCAGUCACUCAGGUGUCAGUGGAUAGCCUUGCAGAGCAUCAUGAGGUUCUGAAGGAAUUCAAAGAGGGUGUCAGAAAGUUUGCAGGUCUUCAUGAUACUGUGCUUUUCUGCUCUCUGCAUGAUUCUGCGAACUCCAGCCCCGCCGGUCACGUCACCAACAAGACAGUGUCGGUGUGGGGCAGCGGUGGAAGGAUAGAGCUGACAGUGGCUCGGUUCAUGGCAAUUCAGGCAGCUAUCCAGCCGGACUGCUAUCAGAGCAUGGCAGACGGAGAGACCUGGCAGGCCGGUACCUCUCGCAAGAGAGUCCGUAAAGCAGUGGACAGGACUCUGGCCCAUCUGGAUGAAUGUCUGGCGUUGCACCAGAAAACUCAGGAAUUAAAACAGGCCGAGAUAUUUGGAGUUGUGGAGGGUGGAGACAUUUUGGAGGAGAGGCUCCGGUCGGCACGAGAGACUGCCAAGCGUCCUGUGGGCGGAUUUGUCCUGGAUGGAUUUCAUUCUGCUGCCAUGGACCAGGAUGUGAGGGUUCAGUUGAUUAAAGCGACAUCUGCAGAGCUUCCCCAAGAAAAACCCAGGUUGGUGCUGGGGGUUGGCUGUCCUGAUGAGGUCAUCAGCUGUGUUGAAGCAGGAGUUGACCUGUUUGAGAGCUUCUUCCCCUUCCAGGUGACGGAGCGAGGCUGUGCGCUCUCCUUUAACUACACCAUUGAUCCCGACCCUGAGACGGCAGGUACAUCAACCCCUACAGUGUUGGAAUUCAAUGGAGAGAUGCCUGCUGUCAAGAAGCUAAACUCAAAUGGAGAUGAAAAUAUGACGCCUUACGAAAUGAACCUCAAAGAUAAAAGGUAUCAAGAUGAUUUCCGCCCACUUGUGGAGGGCUGCAGCUGCUACUGCUGUAAAAAGCAUAUGAGAGCGUAUGUUCAUCAUUUACUGGUGACCAACGAGCUGCUCGGUGGUGUUUUACUCAUGCUACACAACAUGGCGCAUUACCUUGGCUUCUUCAAAGCGCUCCGGGAGGCAAUAACCAGCGACCGUCUGCAGGACUUUAAAAAUAGAGUCCUCCAUUGCAGAGAAGGUGAUUGAAAUGAUUGAAGGACUUAAGGAAAAAACAACGAACAAAAGAACACCUACAUCAGAGCAUACUUACGGCUUUGAUUUCAGAGUAUGUGUUUCGUGAAUAUAAAGUUGGAUUCUGAUGCAUGUGCUCUUGCCAUGCAAAAUAUCAGACAAAAAGUGGUAAAGUGAGUGACACAGCAAACCUUUUAAGAUUCGCAUGGCUCAUUUCAGAGUUCGCUUAUGGAUUUUAAAUUUGUCGUCUGCUCUGUCAAAGAACAGUUUCACUUAGACGGAGCAAUGUUGAAAUUACCUUUUUAAAGAGCAGCACUUGCUCAGAUUCUCUCUAAAGCCCUGAAAAGUUACCACCUGCUGUUUUAUUCAGCACAUUUUUUCAGACGAGUUAGAUUUAUUAUUGGAAAGUGCUGCAUUUUUUUAUUUCUUUCUUACAAUAAUGGUAUUGAAUAAUAUUUAUUAUUGCACAUUAUUAUUAUUGUAUACACUUGUACACUUGUGAUGUUGUUUAGAUUAAAUUAACAUUUUAAGUUUAACAUUAAGUUUUAGACAUUUUUUCUUUAAACCACAAUGCAAAUCUAGCU